This is a messenger RNA of Melanotaenia boesemani (Boeseman's rainbowfish), 2125 nucleotides long. RefSeq names its product kunitz-type protease inhibitor 1-like. Lineage: Eukaryota; Metazoa; Chordata; Actinopteri; Atheriniformes; Melanotaeniidae. The transcript is spliced from 10 exons. The record is from RefSeq and is a predicted model, not a curated record. The coding region runs from base 117 to 1622 and encodes 501 amino acids. Gene Ontology annotation, molecular function: protein binding; serine-type endopeptidase inhibitor activity.
UUCCUGGAAGUAAGCAGGUGAGACACACCUGAGGAGCGCGCGGAGUGAGACGACAAACAGCAGCGAGAUUUUCGGACAGUUUCUCACUGAAACAUUCAGCCUAACAGCGGCUGAAAAUGCGUCAGUCCUCCUUUUUAUCCUCUUCCUCUGUCCUGCUCCUUCUCCUCCUCCUCACGCACCAUGGCGCAGCGGCGGAGGACGUGGACAAGUGCAGCGACACCUUCCGCCGCGGUGACGGCGACUUCGUGCUGGACACGGAGGAGGCGGUGCGCUACGGAGCGACUUUGCUGACCACCCUGCACGUUCCCACCGUUGAGGACUGCGAGCAGCUCUGCUGUGGGGAUCCGAAAUGCAACCUGGCGCUGCUGGAGCCACGCGCCGCCACGGGGGACAGGACGUGCGUCAUGUUCGACUGCAUUUACAGGAACCGCUUCGUGUGCCGGUUCGUGAACCAGGACGGGUACCAGAGCUUUAUCAGAGACACUGUGUUUCAGAAAUACCUGAAGGGACCAGGUAAGAAGGCUCCGCCCAUCGCCAAUGCAGGCCGCGAUGUCAUCGUUCAGCCAGGGCAGGUCGUGACCCUCAAUGGCAUCGAGAGUCUGGCCCUGGAUGACAGGAAGAUCACCAACUACAAAUGGAGUCUGCAGAGCGGAAAUGACAGCGUCAAGAUGGCGAAAACAGAUCUACCUGACCAGGUGGAGCUCUCCAACCUGCAGCCCGGCUCCUACAUCUUCAAGCUGACCGUCACCGACUCCAAAGACCAAACAGGCGACGCCAAGGUCAGGGUCCUCGUCCUCAGCCAGGAGCUGUCCAGCUUGUACUGCCUGGCUCCUCUGAAGGUCGGCCCGUGUCGCGCGGCGUUCCCUCGCUGGCAUUACAACGUGGAGGCAGGCAGCUGUGAGCAGUUCACGUUCGGAGGCUGCACACCCAACAAGAACAACUAUUUGUCCGAAAAAGAGUGUAAGGCAGCCUGCACGGGAAUUACAGUAUCAUCACAGAGGAGCAUCUCUCUGCCUGCAGCAGAGGUGUGUGGCGUGGAGUGUGAUCCCGAUCAGCUGAUCUGUGGAAACGGCUGCUGUCUGGACAGAAGUCUAGAGUGUGACGGCACGACGCAUUGCAGCGACGGAUCUGACGAGGAUCACUGCAACAAACUGAACCAAACCUUCAACCAGCUGCUGAGCAUCGAUGUGAACCAGAGGAAAGCCCGGUGCACAGACCUGCCCGUCACCGGUCCGUGUCGGGCGAGUUUCACCCGCUGGUACUACGACCCCCUGAACAGGAAGUGCCACCGCUUCACGUACGGCGGCUGUGACGGAAACGAAAACAACUUUGAGGAGGAUGGGGCGUGCAGUGAGGCGUGCAAAGGAGUGACGGAGAAAAAUGUGUACUCCAGAGGGAUGUUUGACCGUUAUGAGACAGACGACCCAGCAGAUGACUCAGGCAACGUCACGCUGGCUGUAUUGCUGUCGGUGGCCAUUUUGGUGCUACUGGCCAUCACAGCUUACUGCUUCAUGCGGGCGCGGAAGGAACGCUCCCAAAAUUCUGUCUCCACAAGACCCGCCCACGUGGCUCUGUCAGAACAGGAAACGCUCGUUUACAACAGCACCACCAAACCUGUGUGAUGUCAUCAGCACGGUACUGCCGUUACCAUAGCGACCCACCUGCAGUUCCAGCUGCCGUUUCGGACCCCUGUUUGAAAUGUCCCACAGUUCAUUUGUUGUAUUUGUUUGCCCUCCUGAUGUUUUGACUAUUAACAGUGGAUUUUAUUUAUGAGAUGAUUUGUGUCAGCAGUGAACUAAUGUUCACAGAUAAAUUCACCUCUUCUCCCAGUCAGAGCAGCCCUGUCCGUUUUUUCUCUGAUCAACUGAAAUGAUUGAAAGUGAAGCUUAUCAGGCUGGAUCAUUUAGAUUUCUGACACUGAGCUGUUUCUUUUUUUUACUGGGUUUCUGCAGGUUUGUCCUGUUUGAAUUUCUGUUCAGAAUAUAUUUGAGUCAGUGUUUGGGUCUCAGGUUUUACUAGUUUUAAAGCACAAUGUGUCUGUAAAUAUUACAUUAAAUGUGUUUUUAAUAAGCUCUGCUGUCUGUUUGUAAUGUUUGAUAUGUGAAAUAAAUCCAGAUGGAAAUCA